Penicillium nucicola is the source of this 1083-nucleotide messenger RNA. RefSeq lists its product as uncharacterized. NCBI's taxonomy places the organism in Eukaryota, Fungi, Ascomycota, Eurotiomycetes, Eurotiales, Aspergillaceae. Bases 1 to 1083 code for a protein of 360 amino acids. The transcript has 4 exons. The record is from RefSeq and is a predicted model, not a curated record.
AUGUCUUCCCCAGUCCGAGUGUUGCGGUUCCCUAGAUCCGACAAGACUGGAGCAUUUGUGCUCGUCCAUGUCUUGCAGCACGGCUCUGCGCCGCUUGAUUUAACUCUGACAGCAACGGAAGGAGAACUGCCCUACAUUAGCCUACUGAAGCAAGCACAUCUGACGGAUCUUCGCGCAAAGAAUUACCAAGGGUCAGAGGGUGACUGGCUCAACACUUUGUCUCUGAUUCUGGGACAAUCCUCUCCUCCUUUGGGCGAUUUGGAAUGGGCCAGUGGCCUUGAAGCUCUGGCCACUGUUUCAGACUCCGAGGAAGACCAGCAAAUCGUGAUCACUAUACGGAAGCGAGUCCAGACUAUCACGCAACGUCUUGGUACACUCGUAUUGAAACAAGACGACGAGCAAGCCAUUGAACUCUUUGAGUGGAAUGGAAUUUCUGCUGCUCGAGCUGACAUACUGGAGCAACAAGUCUCCAGCUUGAAUUCUCGUUAUCGCGUGGCCGAGGACACGAUACACAAAUUAAACAAGCAGCUCGAGGAACUCAUGCAGGCAAAGAAUCAACACGAAACCCAACUGGUAGCCAAUUUCACGCAGCUUUUGAACGAGAAAAAGCUCAAGAUUCGCAACCAACAACGCCUUCUGGCAUCAGCAAUUCCAGAUCCAACCAAAGUCUUCGAAAUUGAAAAGACUCUACCUGGAGAGCAGCACGAUGUCGGUGAACAGUCCCACUCGACAAAAAGAAGCGCUCAUAGUUUGAGCGAGUCGGAGGAUUCCGAUGGAUUUGAAAAGAUGCAUAUCGAUGCGGAGCAGGCCGAUCAAGAAGCCAUCAAUGAUCAAAAUAGAGACCACGAGCGCUCAACUCCUCAGCGUCUGGAAGAGGAGAAAAACAACACGACAGAUGAUGAUUCGUCUCCAGAUGAUUAUGCCGAUGUGAAAUCUGUACCGCAACCAAGGGACACGGCUCCUCCUCGAAGAGAGCUCCCGUUUAUCAGAAGAACCGGAGGAGCAGCCAUGAAGUCCUCCUCAACCAUGACCCACGAAGAUGCAGAAGAAACAGCCGGGGAAACUGAUGACGAUGAACUGUGA